Messenger RNA from Cylindrotheca closterium, 951 nucleotides. The record is from the annotation of a GenBank genome assembly. Lineage: Eukaryota; Bacillariophyta; Bacillariophyceae; Bacillariales; Bacillariaceae.
AUGAAAAUAUCUGCCUUCUUCCUCAUUGUCUUGAGUGCAGUUGCUGAUGUGGCAUCGGCUUUCACUCAGCUUUCUCGCGCCCCUGUGGCCGUCCGCCCAAACACCCACCACAAGAAAAAUGCAGUCAACAAAAUUUCCGUCACACUUGCUUCUCCAUCUUCUGCAUCAUCAAUGUCUUCAAUGCCUUCAAUGUCUUCAACAAGUUUGAGAGCCAAGAACCAAAUUGUCGACGAGGAAAGUACAGGGCUCUUUAGCGAUAUUCAGAUCAAUGCCCCUUAUGCCGUUGCAUACUUUGGAUUCUUGGCGAUUGGAUACGUCAUGACGACCAUGGAAGCUCCAGGGGCCUCCCAGGCAGUGCUGGAAAAGUUCCUGGCGGAUCCAGUCAAUCCCGGUGUCAAUGAACUCUUUGCAACCAUCUUUAAUCUGCUGGGUUUGGCAGCACUUCCCUUUGCUUGCCUCACAAUGCCUGGGGCGAAGGGUCAAAAGCCACCGUUGGUUCCUUUUCUGCUGGGGGGUGUAUUUGCAGGCUAUGGAUCUGUUGGAAUCGCCCUGUCCACUCGAAAAGAAGUGACAGCUGUCAAAGAGGAAGACCUUGGAUGGGUAACCAAGAAUGUGCUAGAAAAUAAGAUCUUCAAUUGGGCAAUGGUAGCACUAGCCGCCAGUGUGUUUGUAUCCACUGGUUUUCUCAGUGGACUUGCGGCAGAUGCGGGAGGUCAAAUUCAAGGAUACAGUGAAUUGUUUCAGUCCACGGCAAUUGCUUCCGUCUCAUCCUGUGAUUUGGCCAUCUUGACAGUGGCUGCUGCUUCACUUAUUCCUGAAGAUUUGAAACGACGAGGAUUUGAUAGUUCUGGAAAUAAGGCGUCGGCUAUAGCUGCAUCCACUGUUGUCCUACCAAUCUUUGGUGCCAUUCUUUAUUGCGCAUUGAGACCAAAACUAGUUUCUUCUGAAUAA